This is a messenger RNA of Drosophila rhopaloa, 330 nucleotides long. Its product is annotated as shematrin-like protein 1. The record is from RefSeq and is a predicted model, not a curated record. The transcript has a single exon. NCBI's taxonomy places the organism in Eukaryota, Metazoa, Arthropoda, Insecta, Diptera, Drosophilidae. Bases 1 to 330 code for a protein of 109 amino acids.
AUGAUUCAGUAUUUCGCAUUGUCUUUCCUGUUGUGCUGCCUGAUUGCCGGAGCUGUGAGUGCCCCCCAGUUCCCAGGAUCAGGAUUUGGCUAUGGAUUUUCACCCUAUGGAGGAUACGGAGGAUAUGGAGGAAGUUAUGCCUCAGCUAGUGCGGCAGCGAGCAGUAGUUCCGGAGGAUACCAAGGAUUUAGAUAUCCAGGAUACGGUGGCUAUGGAGGAUUCGGCGGAGGAUAUGGCGGAGGCUACAAUCAGCAGUACAAUCAGUUCAGCAACUACAAUAACUACGGAUCUUCUGGAUAUGGCGGCUAUGGCUAUCCAUUCGGCAGAUGA